AUGUCCAACUACCCAGUUCCGAAUGGUCACAAUAACAAUAACAAUGGCUACAAUUCCUUGCCAUUGCACGGUCCGACAUCAAUCCCAUCGCCAAAUGAUUCUUUGAUUUCCCACAAUCAACAGCUUCAACACCAGCAUCAACAACAGCUCGGCAUACCUGUCUCACCCUCUUUUCAAUAUGAUCCUCAAAUGGGAGCUCCACAGGGUCAGCCAUCACCCCAAAUGCCCCCACCAAUGCAACAGUACAAUGAUGGAAUGACGAAUGGCCAUGAUAGUUUACCCAUUCAAACUGGAACACCAUCAUCCAUGAAUGGAACCGGAGAAGUACCAAAAGGAAAUAGAUUACGGAAAGCAUGCGAUUCAUGCAGCAUCAGAAAAGUCAAGUGCGAUGAGUCUGGUCCUCCAUGUCGAGCAUGCGCUGCACUAGAUAUUCCAUGUACUUUCGAUAGACCAAGUCGUCGCAGAGGUCCACCAAAUCGACAUGCGGAAGCAGUAAAAAAGAGAAGACUCGAGAUUGAAUCUUCGGGUGGCGCAUCUUACUCCUCUCCGACAUCACCAAACAAUGUUGCUGCGACGUUGGCAUCGUUCUCCUCACAUGCAGUUCUAUCUGCCGAAUCGAUAUUGCCACUGGCUACUCUCGAGCUCUUCGUGGAUGAUUUCUUCACAUACAUACAUCCUCUCGCCCCGUUCCCACAUGAGCCUUCAUUCCGAGUCGCACUCAAAAAUCGAGAAGACCUAACGAAUUCAUCCUUUCUUGCAUUGUUGGCAUCGAUGGUUGGAAUAUUGGUAGCAUCAUUUCCUAGAAAGCCUAGGCUACAUCUCAAAGCUCAACAUCGAGAACAUCUGUUCCCACAUUCGCUCAAUUUGGUCGAAAGAUGUCAUAAAGUGGCAGUUGAAGCUAGGGGUGCCGGAUAUCUCGAUAAGGAUCUUUCAGUCUACGAUGCAGCUACAAGUUAUUUUUUGGGAUUGUCAGGCGCAUACACAUUCAAUUGGAGACAAUGUAGAUUGUAUUUUGGAGAAACAUUAAACGUUUUAAGAAUGUUGGGAGCACAUAGAACCAAGAAUACUGGUGGGAUGACUACCUUAGGCCAUCUUCCUGCAACGUUUGGUGCUGAAAGCCCUCAAUAUGUUGAUCAGCCUGAACCUGUCGAUUGUAUUCGUCAAGAGAUUGGCAGAAGAUUAUUCUGGGUUAUGUUUGUUGGUAUUCGAUCAAUGCAACAAAUAGGUGCAACAUUCGGUGAACUUCUGAUCCCGCCACCAACCCCAAACGAACCAUACCCUCCACUACCCGUGGAAGUUGACGAUGAAUACAUUUUUGUAGAUCACAUCCAAUCGCAGCCUGAAGGCAUCUUGUCAGGCAUUGUUGGAUUUAACAUGGGUGUUAAGAUCUACAUGACAUGCACACCUCUUUCAACGAUGGAAGUUGCAUACGGAAUUGAUCAAGUCUUCGACUAUCAACGUCAACGAAGGGUGCUCUCACAAUGUCUUAACGCUGCCAAACACGUUCUGGACCAAUUACCAAAUGAGCUGAUGCUUCUCCAAAAUUCCGAAUCAGGAGAGUUUGGUCAACGAAACGAAGCUUACUAUCCACCUUUGGAAGGGUUCCCGGGUGCUCGUGCAGGUGGAAUCGAAGGACAAUCUUGGAAUGGGGUCACCGGAGAUGAGAAGAGAAGGAGACAAUACGAAAUUAUGAAAUCUAAUAUUUACGCUAGUCAGCUGGCCACCAGGUCAUAUCUUGUUGAGAAGUACUGGAACCUUCAAGACGCCUACGAGCAGCUCAAAGCUAAAGCAGGCGGCUCAGGGGAUCUCAAAUUAGGAUCUCCAGGUCUGAUCGCAAGUGGUUUGGAUGAAAUGCUGCCACGAUCAGCAACAGAAGAUUCAAUCGAGUCUAUCGUCAUGAAUGAAAGGGAGAGCAUUGUGAAGGAUUUGCUGAAGGCGCUAAGUUGUCUUCAACAAGUAAACAUGGAACCUAAUGGUGGCAGCUUUGUUAAUAAAAUCCGCCAAAUAGCGUCAACUUUAGUCGAUACCCCGCAAAAUCGCAAAGGGCCUUUUGCAUUACAAACUGAAGAGUACCUAGCCAAAUUCCUGGAUAUCUUGAUGAAACUUGAGAGAGCUAGCCCGGCCGGUGCUAGGAGUGAGAGUGCUGAUGGUGUGAUUGAUGAGGAAGAAGAAUUAAGUAGUUGGGCCGAUCUCAGAGAAUAUCAGACGAGAUUCGCACAAUCUGGAGGAUUCUUGAACGAAUUGUAA
Molecule: messenger RNA, 2247 nt
Organism: Botrytis byssoidea
Lineage: Eukaryota; Fungi; Ascomycota; Leotiomycetes; Helotiales; Sclerotiniaceae
Exons: 4
Coding region: 1-2247 (748 amino acids)
Biological process (GO): DNA-templated transcription; positive regulation of transcription by RNA polymerase II
Cellular component (GO): nucleus
Molecular function (GO): zinc ion binding; sequence-specific DNA binding; DNA-binding transcription factor activity, RNA polymerase II-specific
Source: RefSeq, a predicted model, not a curated record